Anisakis simplex (herring worm) is the source of this 282-nucleotide messenger RNA. NCBI's taxonomy places the organism in Eukaryota, Metazoa, Nematoda, Chromadorea, Rhabditida, Anisakidae. The record is from the annotation of a GenBank genome assembly.
AUGGCAACUGGUAUAACAGAUUACCCUGAUAGUGUAGACAUAAAGAAAUUUUAUGGUAAUAGGACAGGUUGGGAGGCUGUGUUGCCGCAAUUGAGUUCAGAUGUAGCCUUCAAAAAUUUAGGACCGCCGAUGUCACCUCAAAAUAUAUCGAAUGUGAUUGCGUCGUUGUAUUGUAAUAAGUCGAGUGGAUAUGGGAUGGCCGAGGGUGGAAAUGUGUCUUUUGUGAUUUUUACAUCGUACAGCACUGCAGCACCAUCCGUGGUUGUCUUGUUCGACAGCUAA